Pimephales promelas (fathead minnow) is the source of this 2440-nucleotide messenger RNA. Lineage: Eukaryota; Metazoa; Chordata; Actinopteri; Cypriniformes; Leuciscidae. The record is from RefSeq and is a predicted model, not a curated record.
AGGACAGGUAUAUGUAUACACACAGGCUUGACAGAUAGCACAUCGCUGGUGAUUACUUUAAUCGAGGUUUGGAAACUGUACACAGACUCUAAUUGUCAGUUUGGGCCACAGGACAGUACAAAAGUUGCUGACUUGAAGUGAAGAUGGGGAAUGAACAAUCAACUCAGAAAAGACCGCCAAAGACAAAUGCUGAGAAAAAAGUGAAGAAUGGAGAUCUGAAUGGACAUGCAGUCCCGAAUCCAGAUGGAACUGAACUUGUGGCUAGCAAAACCGCAGCAGUGGAGCAAAAGAGUGAACCCCCACCAGUGACCAUCAAAAAUGAACCAAAGCCACCAAAAAAAGAGGAGGUAGACGGCUGUAAACUCAACGGACCCGCACAUGUGGCAACAACCCCCGAGCAAAAAACCACAAUCGUAAAAAAUGCAGAACCACCCAAAACAGUCCCGAAGCCCAGUGAAGAUGAGGUGACCACCCUCUUUGGUAAAAUGUUCAAAAAGAAGAGUGAACCUGUGAAACCUGCAUUAGAAAGCAACGAUUCAGUUGACGCCCUCGUGGAUCUGAAAAUUGACUUGCAGCCUGAUCCAGUGGACAUAAAGACCAGCACACAGCCGGAGCCGGAGGGUGAAACUCUCGAACCCUGUCCUGUGGAAGUCACGGAAGAAAACCAUCCAUCAGAGGACAUUAAAGCAACAGAAAAGACAGUUAUGAACUUUUUCAAAACAUUUGUCACUCCGACCAAAACGAGCAAAGAAGCCAAAGCCACUCCUGAUGCUUCAAAAGAACAGGCACAGGAAACACCCAAGGCUCCUCCUCCUCCUCCCCCAGCUCCACCUAAGAUGGAGAGUAAAGCAGAGCCGGUGGUGAAAAAAGAGGAAACGUCUGCAACAAAAGCAGCGGCGGCAGCUUCAGCAAAAGCAGAGGGAUCUGCCAAGACCAAAACUAAAGACAGUUCAUUCAGCAAACUCUUCCGUCCAAAGGUAGACGCUUCGAAGAGCAGCACCCUUGAGGCUUCUGCCAAACCCGAAGAACCUCCGGCACCAAAACCAGAAGAGAAGAAACAAGAGAAAAAAUCCACUUUUGGAAACAUGUUCAAACCCAAGGCACCAGAGGCCAAGAAGGAGACUCCAGCUCCACCUCCUGUGGCAGAAGCUGCUCCAGUCGUGAAGGCCAAAGAGGAGCCCAAACCUGCCGUCCCAGCACCACAAACGGCCCCGGACAACAAAUCCAUCGGGAGCACGGAUAACUCCUCGCCCAACAUGCCUCGAAAGCUGGAGAAGAGGAAUUCCCUCCAGCUGUUCUUCAAAAACCUGGUUAAGUAAAAACACAGAGCUCACCGAGGGCAGGGGAGUGGACAGAGGACACGCGUGUCUAUCUAGUUUAACUGUUCACUUGCAUGUAGUUUGUCAGUGAAAUGCUGAGAAGUGUUUUGUAAUUCUGUGCGACGUCUAACCAUCCUGAUUCUUUUGGUAUUGUUUGCUGGCUGUUAAUCUUAAAACAUAAACAAGAAUCAACUUUGACAGUGUAUGACCACUAGAUGGCCUCAGUCACCAACAUUUACGUCAAUCAAUUCCACAUAAAUAUGAACUCUCAUUUGUAUUGCGCUUUAAUACAUGCUAAUUAAAAAUGUAAUAAAUAUUUGAAAACAUUUGCAUAUGAUAUUUUAUAACUGCAUGAAAUCUAAUAAUAUUGCAUGAAAUCUCAUGUUAUUCUAAUCUUAGUUGCAAUAUUUGUUUUUUAGCCUCUUCAUUCAUUUAAAUGAAUUUGUGUUCAUUAUUAUUAUCCACGGUUAUUGGUGGUUUCAUCCCUGCAUAAUCACAGCAUACACCGAUAAUAAAGCGUGUAAUUUCACCAUUGACUAAAACUAAAAGAGACGUGUCGGAGCAAGAUCCGCUGUUGGUACUUUAGCUAAAUAAAACAGUAGUUGUCAGACAGGUUGCGAGGGGUUUUGCUUCAGGCGCCAUUAAAAACCUAAGACUUCCUUGCUAAGUUAUGAUCACUAAUGUUGCGUUGUGCGUUGGUGUGUCUCACAGGGCCAAAAACGCCAGUCUGAUGCCGGAAUGCAAACGGACCCCGUGGCGCCCGAGAAGUCCAAAUAAAGCCCCGUCUUUGUUUUGAUCUUUGUCAAAACCAUUUUCCACCAUGUGUGCAUAUUUAAUAGGCCCCAGUUUCGUAUAUUUGGUUAUGAGGUUCUCUCUAAAUCUGAAAUUGUCCCAUGAAACACGGCUGAAUCCCCAUCUAUUUAGUGAGAGCGGAAGUAAGUGAUAUUCCCUGUUAAGCAAGUGCUACAUGUGUUUUUGACUGGAGGGAGGAACUUGGAUUGUUUUCCCACAGAAAGACGUUGUCAGAGUUGCGUGAUGAUGUGGCAUAAGAUGGAAAAGUGAAAGUGAAAAUGUAAUCCUACAUUUAAUAUGAUUUAAUUUCUGUGCAUGUUAAAAUGUAA